AUGGACGCCCAACAGUUCAAAGAAUUUAUGGAAUUUCAAACUGCAAUGAUAUCUACUCUCUUUUCUCAAUUACAAAGUUCACAGAGUCAGACAAACCGUGAAUCAUCAAGCAAGGGAGAAAUUGUGAUGAAUACAGCACUUUUAGCUAACUUCGAAAAUUUUGACAGCAAGAAAGAAUCGUUUUCAAAUUACAAAAGCAGGUUCCAGAAUUACCUUCAAAUGAAGCAGAUCAAUACAAAUAAGCCUUAUUGUGCUCAAUUGCUACUAAAUUCUAUUGGAGCUCAAAAUUUCAACAUGAUUACAGCUUUGGCUGCUCCUAAAACUCCUGAUCAGUUGACAUAUGAUGAAUUGAUAAAGUUAUUGGAAGAACAUCUUGCACCAAAGAAGAACGUUUUAGUUGCUCAACAUCACUUUUUGUCAAUCUAUCAAAAUGAACAACAAUCAAUUCCAGAAUUUGUAAGUACACUUAAGAGUAAUAUAAGUGACUGUGAAUUCACAUGCGAGUGCAAGAAAUCAGUUGCAGAAAUCUUCCUGACAGCUCAAUUCAUUCGUGGCUUAUACGAUAAUAGCAUUCGUGAACAAUUACUUCAGUCUGAUAGUAAAACUUUCAAAGACAUUUUUACGAGAGCAAUUGCGCUCGAAUCUUCGAAAAUUGAUGCUCGCAAAAUUGCCCAGAAAACAAUUUCAACGUCAUCUUCAACAGUUGAUAUCAAUAAAGUCAACUGUUCACACCAACAUGUUCAUAAAAUGCACAGAAAUCAUUCACGUUCAUAUAUCCCUUCAAGAAAUAGAAAAUCGAGGUACAAUAGGCCACUCAGUCGCAAAUAUAACCUUGAAUCACUAGGACUGCAGAAUGUUUGUCUUAGGUGUGGGAAAUCCAAUCAUAUCACAAAAGAUUGUCACACUGAACAAACCUCGCUUAAAUGUACCUUAUGCAACAGGACUGGUCACGUUUCUAAGGUCUGCAUUACUUCAUUAGUUGCAAAUAAGACAAAAUCUGAAUCGGCUAAUCAAAUUCAAAACGACGAUUCAUAUGAAAUCGCACGACAAUAUGGUGUACAACAUAUUGUUGAUAUUCAUCAAAAUCAUAAUAGUUCUGACACUGAUAUGAAUCGUUAUUACGCCCACGUCAAAAUAGAAGGAAAACCAAUCAAAUUCGAAGUAGAUUCGGGAUCAGCUUAUACGUUUCUUCAACGUCAACAAUUACAAGAUUUGAAUCUGAAUAUUCCUCUUGAACCAGCAACCAUCGCAUUCCGCUCAUAUACUCAAGAUUUUUUCAUACCCGAUGGGAAGAUUGUAGUUGACGUUUCUUAUGGUAACAUCAAAAUAAAAGAAGAUGUUUAUAUUGUGCCAGAUGAUUACGCUGUCAUUCUUGGUAGAGUUUGGAUCCGACGCCUCAAGAUAGAUUUGAACCAACUAAGUCAACAAAACACUUCAGUCCCCUUUGAAAGAUUCAACCUGUGGAGUGUAGAGGAAGUGAGCGCCAAAUAUCCAAAUGUUUUUGAAGAGAAAAUUGGAUGUGUUCCAGGUUUCAACGUUGUUCUCAAGUUAUGUGAAGGGGUACAGCCAUGUUUUCAUCGUGAACGUGAAAUUCCCUACGCACUCAGCACAUUGGUUGAAAAAGAGUUGGAUCCACUUGAAAAUGCAGGAAUCAUAACGAAAAUAUCGAUAUCUGACUGGGGAUCACCAUUAGUCGUAAUACCAAAGGCAGAUGGAGGCGUACGUUUGGCUGUCGAUUACAAAGUCGGAGUCAAUGAGCGACUUAUGAAUUCACAUUAUCCAAUUCGCAAAAUCGAAGACAUUUUGAAUAGUCUACGUAAUUCUCGAUUCUUCUGUAGGCUCGAUUUAUACAAAGCCUAUCUUCAUAUCAAGGUUGAUGAAAAAUCGAGUGAAAUUCAAACAAUUUCUACGCACAGAGGUACAUACAGGAUGAAUCGAUUAUCUUUUGAAAUGAAAACAACCCCAUCAGAAUUCAACCGUAUCAUGGAUCAGAGUACACGUUUGAAAUUCUAA
Leptinotarsa decemlineata (Colorado potato beetle) is the source of this 2013-nucleotide messenger RNA. RefSeq lists its product as uncharacterized. The record is from RefSeq and is a predicted model, not a curated record. NCBI's taxonomy places the organism in Eukaryota, Metazoa, Arthropoda, Insecta, Coleoptera, Chrysomelidae.